Doryrhamphus excisus (bluestripe pipefish) is the source of this 8602-nucleotide messenger RNA. RefSeq names its product Nance-Horan syndrome b (congenital cataracts and dental anomalies) (gene nhsb). The record is from RefSeq and is a predicted model, not a curated record. NCBI's taxonomy places the organism in Eukaryota, Metazoa, Chordata, Actinopteri, Syngnathiformes, Syngnathidae. Gene Ontology annotation, biological process: lens development in camera-type eye; cell differentiation.
AUGACCGCACAGGCGACAAGCAUCCUCAUACCACUGACCUGAGCUUAGCGGUGUCCUGCAUGUGUGCGUGCAUGUAUGUGUGUGCGUGUGUGUGAGCGGGAGUGUGAGUGAUGCCUACAGGCCAGCAGCACCAUGAAGAUCUCAAGGAGAACUUUGGAUUGACGCUCGGGGGAUAAAGCGCGGUCGACCUGAACCUCGUCAGGCUGUUGGUUUUGGAUUUAUUUGUUUGGAUGUUGUCCGUCUCGCUCCUUUCACCUUUUGUGGACACUGGGAAUUUACGUUUGCUGUACAACUAUCAUUCCGGGCGUGCAAAAUGCCAUUCGCCAAAAGGAUCGUGGAGCCGCAGCUUCUGUGCAGGCACCAGAUCCCAAACGAUGAAGGUCUGCUGUUCGAGGACCUGUGCGCCAUCAGUAACGUGGUUCUGUCCCGUACCUUGCGACAGCUCUCCGACCUGGCCCGGCACGCCUGCUCCUUAUUCCAAGAGCUGGAGAACGACAUUGUUAGCACCAACCAACGGGUCUGGGUGCUCCAGAACAAAAUAGGCCAGAUCCAGCAGACUGCCAGUGCCCUGGACCCUAAAAAAGAAGCAGUGCCCGUGUCAAACUUGGAUACAGAGAGCAAGCUGUCAGUUCAUUAUCAGGCCCCAUGGCACCAACAACACAACGUGUUCCAUCCGUGUACCCGACCACCAUGUCUGGAGGAGCUGCACAAAAACGCUCAGCUCAGUCUCAGAGCCCUGCACAGAGACGAAAAACUGAGCCAGCGGUCCACAAGUCAGGAGAGGAACAAGGUGACCAUUGCUAUCUCAGCCGUACCCCCACUUCCCACCUUCCCCUCACCACACACCAUCCGCCGGCAGCAGAGAAGUUGGCUGGCGCGAGCGCAAGAGAGAGAAGAAAGAGAGCGAGAGUUGGACUAUCAACCCAGGAAGGAGAAGACAGUGAGAGAAACGGAAAUCCAGACGGUUCAGAAAAAAGAGAGACCAGGGAGAGAAGCGGAUGUUCAGAUGAUUCAGAAAAAGUUUGAGUGCUUUUACUCGCUCCAUCCUAUUGAGGGAUGCAUCUUCAUUCCAUGGAUUAGAAAGGCUACCUCAACGGGUGAAGGUGAUGAUGAUGAUGAGGUCACAGCAGGUCAUAGAGUAAAGGCCUUAGCACCCGAGGCCCCCUCCACCCAGGACAAAGAGACAAACUGGUCCAAGGAAAAUGUGCCACCCUCGGAUCAGAAGACAACUUCGGAUGAUUCUAAUGCCGUGUCCUCCUGUAUCAUCCCCAUUAAUGUCACAGGAGUUGGAUUUGACAGGGAGGCAAGUGCACGCUGCUCUCUUGUCCAUUCCCAGUCAGUACUUCAGAGAAGACGGAAGCUGCGGAGGAGGAAGACCAUCACUGGAAUACCCAAACGAGUACAACAGGACAUGGACUCAGAUGAAUCACCAGUAGCAAGAGAGCGGACAGUAAUUGUCCAUGCCAAUCAGCACCAACUCUCGCUGUGUCAGGAAGACUUCUCAAUUAGUGGUCGCCUUCACCACACUCGAGACUCUGGCUGCCAAACAGAUGAUUUCCUCAUAGCAUGUACUGCUGCUCCUUCCCGGAGACGCAUCAGAGCUCAAAGAGGCCAUCAGGGAAUCCCGGCAUCUCUGUCCCACUCAACAGGCAACAUUUUCUCCCUCGGUGACCAGUCAGACUCCACAUACCCAAGUGCUGCUUCCCACACGGUACGAUUGCGAUCUCGCAGCCUCCCACGAGAAGGUGGACGCUUAAUGGAUAGUGAUGAAGACGAUGACGACGACAAUUACGACGAUGAUGAUGAGGAUGAGGAAUUGUCACCAUAUGAAGCGGAGGAUUUUAUUCCACCUGGACCAAGUCCAAGGAUGAAGAUGAUGAUGAUGAAGGAUGAAGAAGAGAGCACCGAUGACCAGGCAGCUCCUGAGCCACUGCAAUUAGGAAGCCUAAAAAGGUUGCAACGAUCAGGGGAACGAGAUCGAGGAGGAGGGAGCCCAGAGCAUAGCUGGAUGGAGAGAGGUCGUUCUCGUCUUCCCCGCAAAGCUGACAUGGGCAGCUGCGAGAUCUCAUCAAGUUCAGAUACUUUCAGUAGUCCUAUUCAUUCUGUUUCUACCACAGGAGUUCUGAGUAGCCAUGUAGACCACAAAGAGGACCACCAGUCUUCCAGUGGUAAUUGGAGCGGUUCCAGCUCUACCUGCCCAUCUCAAACCUCUGAAACUAUCCCACCACCUUCUUCUCCGCCACUUACAGGCUCGUCCCACUGUGACUCUGAACUAUCGCUCAACACUGUGCCCAAUGCCAUUGAUGAGGGAUUUUCCCUUGACCCCGCGUACCAUUCUGAGCUGAGACCACAGGGACCAGGCCAUAGGUCAAGCUCCUUCACAUCUUCAGCUACAGACCAGCUGGACGAUGCAGGAGUUAGUACAGCCAGCGAGGGGGAAUGGGCAUAUCCUCCAGAAAAUGACCAGACGGACCCAGACCAGUACCAUGAACAGACGCAAGAUUUAUGUCAAAGCCAGGACUACCGAUCUAAACGAGCUAUGGAAGACCAAACGUGUUUCAGUGAAAAGUCCAACAACACGGAAAAAGACAUUGGUUCUCGUUACUCAUCUGAUACCGGGAGUUCGUACUCAAACCCAUCUGAACAAUUUGAGAAGAGCAAUCAGAGUUACGGACAUUACAUAUAUAACUAUGCAGAGCAAGGCACUGAUUGUGGUCAAUCCAACAUCAUGGCAGCACAUGUACCCCAUGGACUUUAUCCUUCAGUCUCAUCCGACUACAGAAGAAGCACCAUGACACUGGGUAGGCCCUGCCGUCCACUGAGGAAACCCAAACUUAAACCUCCUCCACCGAAGCGAACGUCCUCCUUAAGAGAGGCCAGUAGUAACGUUGAUGUCGGAACAGACACACAAGCUGAUCAAGACCAACCAAAAAUGGUUACUGAACAAGACCUUACGUUGUCUUCCACAGAUAUAAAGUUGGAACUGGAACUUGGAGGCAUUCCAGAACCGUUACAGACAUCUUGUCUUGUGGCCGAGCCAAUGGGAACGUGGGUCAUGGGGCUGGGAGAUACUGUGGAUAUAGUAGAACCCAUGUCAUUUAGCUCUGCAGACACACACUCGUUUAAGGAUGAAGGAGCCGUGCAAUCGGACUAUGCAGACCUGUGGCUUCAUAAUUCUGAAAUGAAGUCCAGUAGUUGUGAGUACAAGUCCCUGUCUAAUUCAAGCACAGCGACAGGCACAACCGUUAUGGAUUGUAUCAAGUCACCAGACAGCUCUUCCUCCUCAACUGAAACCCAAUCGCAGACUCUUUCCCAGUCUUCUGAAACGAGGACCUCUAGUCCACCUCGUCCACCGGGCGACUUCAAACUCGGGUCACCUGAGAAAUUGGCCGGUCUGGCUUCACCGUCCAGCGGUUAUUCAAGUCAAUCAGAAACACCGACAUCCACUUUGCCCUCAACUUCAGCAGCAUUCUUCCCAGGACCACUGUCCCCGUCCACCGGGAAAAGAAAGCCCAAAGUGCCAGAAAGAAAGUCUUCUCUCUCGUCCCUGCAACAGUUUCCCAGAGAUGGCACUUCUAUUCCCUCUGGCUACAAGAGAGACCCAGACUUCCCACCUCCACCUUCUCAGCUUGACCUUAACAUUCUUCAUGGUGGCUACGUCAGACAUACGCUAUCACACAGAACACAACACCUGCACACGCUUCACCACAACAAACACAGAGUAGCAAAUGUUAUUCCCACCGGAACAAAGAUGUUGCCCCCUGAGACAUCAAAUAGUAACCACCCCCCAUGCCCAAAUCCUACUGCUUUGAUUCCAAGCUCUAAUCUGUUGGCAAUAACUCCAUCAGCUCUACGUUCGGUGCAGCUCCAUUCCGUGAGCAGAUCUAGCGAUAUUGCAACCAGCACCGACCAGGAAUUAGCAAGUGGAGCAGCGACUGUUACUAAACCCAAAUGUCCUCAUAGUGGUUCGACUCUGGCCCCGCCCCCAAUCAACACAAGACCUCUCCCUCCUCGUAGACCUCCACCGAGACCUCCGGCUCAGGAUCACACCUUCUCUGAUCUCGCUCAACCCACUCCUCCUGGACGACACCCUGAUGGGCCUCCGUCUUAUGAAAGUCUACUACUCAGACAAGACCGAUAUGGGCCUGGGACCUUCUGGUCAAUGACAGCAUUCAGGACCCGUAUAGACCCGUUUUCAGAGCCGUCCGAUGACAGUUCACCUUUGCAUCGGCCUGUGCCGCGUGCUCCCCAUCCUUCACCUGUGGAUCUACACACACAUAUCCGCUCACACACAGAGUUCAGAGGUCUCACGCAUUCAAAUCGGGCACACACAGAGUUUCGGAUUUUGGGAGAGCGCUCGUUUUCCCAAGAUGACGAUGAUGAUGAUGAGGAAGACGAGGAAGAAGAAGAUCAAGUGAAAGAAUCACAGAGGGCCACAUGUCAAAGGGGGGGCAUGCGAUCAGAUCACCCCCCACCUCCGGCAUAUGAAUUUGCUGGAGGAUCCCACCUGGACUCAGGGCCCUGGACUAGUCCAGUCAAAGUGCCUGGUACCACAGUGGAGACAUCGCAUCCUUACUUAAUCAGCGAUGCAAGGAAGGUAAGACAAGACAUGCAGGAAGAAGACGAAGAGACAUCAGGUGCUACCAGAAGUGCCCAUCACCUGCUGCCACAUGAGAACAAAGACGAUUCCACCACUCCCGACACAGAAGACUACUUCAGUAAAGAUUCCACACCCACUGACAAUUCACUUUCCCCUUUGACGGAUGACGCCAAAGUUGACGACGAUAUUAUCAUAACAUCCCCCAACAAGAGUCGAACAACUGAGGAUCUGUUUGCCAUGAUACACAGGUCCAAGAGAAAGGUCCUCGGUCGUAAAGAUUCAGGAGACUUAAAUGUUAAGUCCCGCCUCUGCCCCGCAGCACCAGCCAAUCCUUGCAGUGUCUCCAGUGCCAAUAUGCCACCACCCCCUCCUCUCAACACCCCAGCUGCUAUUGCAACUGCUUCCGGGUCACAACGUGCCCCCGUUCCGAUCUACCGCAGCGCCAAGAAAUCCAGUACAUCCAACGAAGAGUUCAAACUCCUGUUGCUUAAGAAAGGCAGCAGAUCCGAUACAAGUUAUCGCAUGUCGGCAACAGAAAUUCUAAAGAGCCCUAUCACUCCAAAGAUCCAUGGGGAAUCAGUUCAGGAAGGUCCCGUUGGUCAAACCGAUGAGACAACCUCAAUGCACCAGGAGCCACCGCUUUCAAACUUUGACCCUAUACAGAUACCGGGCCUGUUUCCCAGGGCCAACUCCGAGAGCUUCACAUCCAAAAUACUGCCUAUGUCAGCUGCAUCUCGACAGGGACGUUCUCGAGUCCCACCUGUAGCCAACAGUAGUCGCUAUAGUACUCGUAGCCGCCUCUACACCGCUCCCAUGCAAGCCAUUUCGGAAGGGGAGACAGAGAACUCAGAUGGAAGUCCCCAUGAUGACAGAUCUUCAUAAAAAUUUGUCGAUAUUCCGUUUUUUGAAAUAGCCCGUUCUACUUUUAUAAUCUUCAUUAGGCGUCUCAUAGAUGCCUUUAGAUGAAUGCACCCCCACAAAAUCUGACUAAAUCUACCCCGCAUUUGAAAUGGUGGUAGAAACUUGGGUUUCAGAUGUUUGAUACUCAAUGACAAAGGGUCAUUAUAAUGUAAUUAGUAAAUAAUAGCUCCAAGAUAUAGUCACAUAUUUUGAAUAAACUGUCUUUUAGGACAAAAAAAAAUACAAAAAAACAGGUCUAAAGUUGGAAAAUAAAGACUAGAAAUUUUGUAUUUGAGUAUGGACAAUACAAGUCUGCAUGUACAAGCACAUGCAACAGUCCGUUUUUUUGUACUUCCUGUCUUGUGCGGUGUGGGAGUGUGCUGCUGAGGAACUGUUUUUUUUUUAAAGAAAUAAAAUAAUAUUCUUUCAACAUUUGGAAGCAUUAACCAGACUUUGCAUAGCACGUUAUAUAUAAAUAAUCCUGCCAACGAUCUGGGUUUGUCGUUUUAUGGAAGUUCGAACAUUUUUCCAACACAGUUCCAAAGUUAUUUAACAGUUUUUCCAUCCGCAGACCUGAGAUCAGGAGUACAUCAUAAAGAAAAGCUGAUACACAAAUUUCUUUACAUAGAUUAUAUCCAAAAGUGAAUAUGAUGCAUGUAUUUUUGUAAAAUGUCUCAGAACAUGAUGAUAACGUUUCACCAUGUCGCAUGAGUCGAAUGGAAACAUCCCCUAGAUUCUCAACUGUAUUUCGUUUUUGUAGUUUCUUCAUAAAACAUGAAUAAUUGAUCCUGUGAAAGCUUUUUAGUGACCUUUGUAACACAUUGCCAUUGAUUCUAAUUGUUUUUUUUUUCUUGAUUUUAAAGAGCAAGGGCCCGUUUCUAGAUGAGGCCCAUUUGUCGAAGACUUUGGGACAAUCGCACAGUGGCCUUUCUCUGCUAGAUAGAUUUACUCGUAUUGUAGGGCGAUUUGAUAUCCCUACACACAUACAGUACACGGACCCUGGCCGGAAUCGCAUUUUUAAAUUGUUCUGAUGUAACUUGAAGCAUUUCAAGGCACUUUUAAUGACCAUUGCAAAUGGUGAAAACGCUUUAGAGAGUCCUCAAUUGGGUUUAACCAGGGGUUCAUUUGCAAAGCUUUCCAAUAACCGACCUCUCUUUUGCACUUCAUGAUUCUUCAAGAAUAUUGAAAAGAAAGAUAUAUCUUAUAAUGAAAUUGAAAAUGUAUAUUUGUAUUGAAUAUAAAGUAAUAUCUAUAUAGGAGGAAAAAAAAAUAUCAGACAUUUUAUAGGGAUUCAACAAGAGUGUAGCAAAGAAGAACAUGUCUCAUUGACAACAUUACAUCCAAAUCUUAACAAUGAACACUGUUCUCCUCUCCUAGUUGCCUACCCUUCAUUUGCACUGACCCAGUAGCACAAGGCAGGUGAGAGCUCAACCCAGUGACUGACUGGUGCAUGCCCUUUUUUUUUUUUGUCCGAGCGCCACAACCGUUCAUUAAUUGCUAUAGUCCAUUUCUCAGCAAGGUCGGGGGUUGAAGUCCGAUUCCGUUCAUUUCCAGUAUCAAGUGUGUUACUAGAGGAAAAGGGUAAAAAGUUUGAACUCUCACCUGCCUAUCACAGCAAACAUUUUACUCACAUUCAGAGACCGCACUUCAAUAGGAACCAUUCACUGUAUUCUGUGAAUACCUCAACAAACAUUUUACUGUUUUACUGUAAAUGCAAGCUAGAUAGACAGAUAGCUGGAUAAAUAUAGAUAGCAAACACAACUGUUUGAUACUCAGCGAUCCUGAACUGCAGAACUGUCACUGUGUACGUCGGAGGGAGUAAAAAAAAAAAAAAGCUGUGAAUUGCUCAUUCCAAUUUUACAGUCAUGAUGCCCGUAAUCGCUUGAUCGUUCCUGAUCAUUGUUUUCCUUUGUUGUGUUUUCUAUCGCAUGCAAUAAGAAAACAGAAAAGAAAAAGGGCACCACCAUAUCAUUAUUUUUUAUCUGAGGGAUGUCUCCAGAUGAGAAAAGAAUUUGUAUUUUCUGUUCUGUUGUCAAGUUCAAUAGUGUGUUCAAUAGAUGUACAAACUGUCUGGCUGAUUCUGUUCUGUAUAGUCGUGAUCACAACAGGGGUUUAUCUUGUACUGUAUAUCUUAUUCACUGGACAAUCAUAUGUUUAAGAGACUGUAAAAAAAAAAAAAAAAGAUUAUAUGGAAAAAAAUCUGAACACUUCUGGUGCUGGGUCCUAAGUCCUGUUGGAGCCGUGAAAGUUGGUGUGAAAGAUAUUUUGAUUGUUAAAUAGUACUUGUAAUUAAUAUUUUUUAACAUUUUUAAUUCCCAAAAAGCUCAGAGGCUUGAAGGUGUUAUCUCUCUGCCAACUUGAAAAAUGCAAUGUGAAAAGACUAUUAAAACUUGAAAAGUAAGAAAAGAAUAACACUGAAAAGCAUUGAAGAUUUGUUUGAUGCGUUUGUUUUUCAUUUAUAACGAUGGCGCAGUGACACAAUUUCUAUUAUUUCGGAAAUCAGGAGAUAAAUUAUACAAAACAGAGAAACUGUGGAAACCUUGAAACCUCCUUGGGAGUACAACAAAAACAAGAUUAUUAAAUUGAAGAAUUAUUUGUUCAGGUGUUUCAAUGUUUUGGUCUAAAGACAUGUGACAGCCUCUGGACAUUUUUUUCAAAGGUGUACAGUAUGGAACAGUAUUAAGCAGAGUUUAAAAAUUCGAUUAUAUGAGAUUUAAAAAAAAAAAACACACACACACACACACACACACAUAAGCAUAACUGUCUAUUUAAAAGACGCUCCAAGCUUUAAAGUAGCUGGGACAAAAACAGAUUUGAAUCAUUUUUGUAUUUUUGUAUAAACUUGUAUAUACAUUUUUAAAGCAGACACUGUUGCAAAUUCUUUCUUUUGUAAAAUAAACAAAAUAAAAGAAUGAAAGCAAAUGAGUUUUUCUGUGCCGUUGCUUAUUUUGGAGCUGAAAAUGCUGAAGAACCGAUGGAGCACAUGGAAAUUAAGGUUAGAAAAAAUCUCCAUUGGAACAUCUCUAUGGGGAGUUUGCAUGUUUUCCUAAUAUGUGCUUCUCUGGACAUUUUGGCUUUGUUUAUUUUUUGAAUUGUUCACUU